GAAGACGCAGAUCACAUGACCCCUGUCAACAUCCAGCAUGGCUGACGCGGACAGCCAGAGAUGUGUGAGCGCCUUAUUGAACGGAAUCACGCAGAGACUUUAUUACGGUAAUACCGAAAUCACGGAGGAGUUUCUGAAGAAUGAGCUGUACGCGGAGAUGACGCAGGGCGAGUUCCGCGAGCUGCAUGACAAGAUGAGGUCGCUUCUGAAGUCCAUCGCUUCAGCAGACAUGGAUCAGGCACAGCUGGAAGCGUUCCUCACGGCGCAGACGCGUAAGCAGGGCAGCAGCGGCGUGACCCCGGAGCAGGCGGCUGCUCUGGCGCGCUUCUGGAAGGCCCACCGGACGUGGGUACGAGAGAGUCUGCUGGCUCAGAGUUGCUGGGAGCCCGGCCUCCGGGGCCUGAAGUGGAGGGUGGACCUGCACACAUCUGCCAGCAGGGGGCAGGUGUCCAACAGCCCCGUGGCCCUGGUGGAGCUAGAGCUCGGCCGCGCCGGAGAGAGCUCUGAGUUUGUGUGUUUGGAGUUUGAUGAGCAGAAGGUGAAUCUGGUGCUGAAGAAGAUGGCAGAACUUCAGGAGAGCAUCGACAGCGUGGUGCACCGCAGCUAGAGCUCAUCUGCCUCUUCAUAGGUGUGUGUGUGAGAGAGAGAGAGAAAGUGAGGGAAUGUGCUUGUUUUAUAUGCUGUAUUGUCAUAAAGUUAUAUUCAUCAUAAAUAAUCAUUGUCAAACCUCAAACUUGGAUAUCUGUGAGUCUAUUACUUUUUUAAAUUCAUGAUUAUUUCCUCAUACAGGAUUUCAGGUUCUGUAUUCUGUGUUAGGCUGAUGAAACACUGGGCAACUUUUUGAGCAAUUUUGCUGGGCAACUUUGGGAAAUGUUUCCAUCAACGGGCAACCAGGAGAGACAAAGAGCCCACGACUGAUCUAAAUUAUCCAAAUAGAAAUUUGUUAACCAUUCUCAAUGGGAAAGUGCCCAAGCAACGUUGCUCAAAAAAAGUUGCCUGGCAAAAUUGCUCAAAAAGUUGCCCCGUGUAUCAUCAGCCUUAGUUUUAUAGUUUAUAGUUCAUAGUUUAUUUAUAUUCCUGAAGUACUAACGUUUGAGUAUUAAAGGAAUAGUUCACCCAAAAAUGAAAAUUUGCUGUAAAUCUACUCACCC
Molecule: messenger RNA, 1151 nt
Organism: Sinocyclocheilus anshuiensis
Lineage: Eukaryota; Metazoa; Chordata; Actinopteri; Cypriniformes; Cyprinidae
Product: COMM domain-containing protein 1-like
Exons: 3
Coding region: 38-607 (189 amino acids)
Biological process (GO): negative regulation of sodium ion transmembrane transport; copper ion homeostasis; regulation of proteasomal ubiquitin-dependent protein catabolic process
Cellular component (GO): endosome
Source: RefSeq, a predicted model, not a curated record